CACCACCACCUUCCAUCGUCAAGGCUCUCUACAUUUCUCACACGAGAGGAUAACCAAAAGCUCUUCCAUUUAGCACCCAUUUCAGAUACGUAAAUAAAUCUCUUCAUCACACCAUAUAUUUUCUCCUUUCUCUUACCUUCUCUAUUAGCUUUCCGUGUCUCUCGAUCUCACUAUAUACUCCGUGUGUGUGUGUGUGUGUGUGUAUAUAUAUAUAUAUAUAUAUAUAUAUGCCUGAGCAGGUCUGUCAAAGGGUGAUUUUGAAGAGAACUCAAAGGAAGAGAGAGCUAUACAGGGGGCCUCUCCAGCCCCUCUGCUCCUCAUAUAUGCCUCUCUUCUGAUCUCGAGUUUUCUCAAUCUGUUUUGGUGCCUCAACCUUUUAUUUUUUUGGAUGGAAAUGGAGCCUGGAAAGUUGUUCGUUGGUGGCAUAUCUUGGGACACCACUGAACAACGUCUCAGUGCUUAUUUCCAAACAUUUGGGGAUGUGGUUGAGGCAGUUGUCAUGAAAGAUCGGACCACAGGGCGCACCCGUGGUUUUGGUUUUGUCGUUUUUUCUGAUCCUUCUGUUGCAGAAAGAGUUGUCAAGGAAAAACACACCAUCGAUGGUAGAACUGUGGAGGCAAAGAAGGCUGUGCCUAGGGAGGAUCAAUACUCAAGUAGGAACAAUGGAAGUAUACAGUCUCCACAAAGUACGAUGCGCACGAAAAAGAUUUUUGUAGGUGGCUUGCCAUCCUCCGUUACUGAAAGCGACUUCAAGGAGUACUUUGAUCAAUUCGGAACGAUCACUGAUGUUGUGGUGAUGUAUGACCAUAACACACAGCGGCCCAGAGGUUUUGGGUUCAUAACUUAUGACUCGGAGGAAGCUGUGGAUAAUGUUUUGCACAAAACAUUUCAUGAACUUAAUGGAAAAAUGGUUGAAGUCAAGCGUGCUGUUCCCAAGGAGCUAUCACCAGGGCCAGCCAGAAGUCCAUUAGGGGGAGGAUAUACAUAUGGUUUGAACAGAGUGAGCAAUUUUCUGAAUGCAUACACCCAAGGUUACAAUCAGAGUCCAAUAGGAAGCCAAGGAGUAAGAAUGGAAAGAAGUAGUCCAACUGGUGCAGGGCGAAGUGGUUAUUCGUCAAUUACUCCAUCUGGCUAUAAUUUUGGACCAAGUCUAGACCCGUCAAUGAGUUCAAACUACGGUGGGGGUUUGGGUUCUAAUCUGGGGUUCGGAUGUGAUAUGGACUCCUUUUACAGUGGGGUUUCAAAUCGGCACAUUGGUCAAAUUCGAUGUGCUUCGGGGAUAGGUGGAAGUGGCUCUAUGCUGACGUCAGCGGGUCGGAGCUUGUUGGAAAAUGAGAACGGGUUCUACAGUAGGAACCCUGGAAAUGCGACCGAAUAUGUUGGAUCAGUAACUGGGAAUAGUACCGGAUUGGAUGCUGCCCUUGGAGGAGGUCUUGGAACAACUUGGGGUUCCUCUGCUGCUAUCUCACUCCAAGGAAGAGUGAGGAAUGGGGGAACAGGUGAUUAUGGGGCUGGCAGUUUUGCUGGUGCCGGAGGUUAUGCACAAAAUAUUGUCGAUAGUGCGACAAAAGAUGUUCUUCGUGCCGGAGAUUUUGAAAUGUUGCGUGAGAACGGGAGGAGUUCAUUAUACAAGGAUCUGGCAUGGCGUUCACUAUCUCCAGAGCUAGAGGAGCGUUCUAUGCCUUUCAACUAUGGGCUUGGAAGUAUGGCGGCUUCAGAAGCCAUAACUAACAACCCGCUUGGUUACGUUGGCUUGUUAUAGUGUCACAAUUUAUUAGAGGUGCGUAUUAAUUUGUGUUUUUUAUUGUCGUCGUUCUACUUUGAUUUAGCAUCUGAACAAAUUGUGCAUUACAGUAUUAUAUUCGAUAAACUUAUUGUUGCUCUCACUGCCGAAUGAAGGUUGUAUGGAUUUGGAGUUGUUAUUAUAGAAGAUACAAAGUAGCUAGCUAGAUCAUAUGUUCAUUUUCUUUAGACACAAUUCUAGUGCGUGGCUUGGCUUUCCAUUUUGCUAUGUAGACAGGAAACGUUUCAAAUGAACAUCACUUAGGAUUCUGUUUGGUGUAGUCCUUUUUCUGUAUUAUUGAAUGCUGGGAUCUAUAUAUAUACUCAAGCAUUUAACUUACCAC
This is a messenger RNA of Cuscuta campestris, 2126 nucleotides long. NCBI's taxonomy places the organism in Eukaryota, Viridiplantae, Streptophyta, Magnoliopsida, Solanales, Convolvulaceae. The record is from the annotation of a GenBank genome assembly.